Molecule: messenger RNA, 2328 nt
Organism: Schizosaccharomyces cryophilus OY26
Lineage: Eukaryota; Fungi; Ascomycota; Schizosaccharomycetes; Schizosaccharomycetales; Schizosaccharomycetaceae
Exons: 1
Coding region: 572-1987 (471 amino acids)
Source: RefSeq, a predicted model, not a curated record
UUGUGAAAUAAAAACGAAAUAAUCUUUUGUAGGAGAGAAAUGAACAAUGGAAAAUGUAAAAGAAAAAGACAAUUCCAGUAGGAAACCAACAUUGCCUUUAACACAACUAACACCAACACCAGCACCAAUAAAAAGAACAAUCAUAUCAUUUUCACGUCAUUCCACCAAUCUUAUGCUUUGCUUUUUGAUUUUGCCAUUGUCGGACUUCCGUUGCAACAUUGAAUCUAUCUCUCGCUCAUUUUGUUGCCCAUGAUUGACAUCAUUUAUUGCUCUAUCGGGGCUUGGCCCACUUUAAUGAAGAGUGCUUAAAUCAGUCUAGGGCUCCUGUUUUUUUCUUUCACUUUUGUAUUCAGCUGCUCAUACUACCCCCCCCCCCUUCGAUUCGUAAGUGUUACAUUAGUCUCUUGACAUCCUGUGAUUCUUUCGUUUGUUCUGAGGAUUGAAUUGGCUCCAUCGAGCCUUUUUUUCAUUUGUUUUCUUCUUCGUUUGUCUUCUCUUUGGUUUCCAAUUGCAAUUUCCUCACCUCUUGUUUUGACUACCAUUGCCAGGAUUUGUAGAUCAACCUCCAGUUAUGUUCUCCACUACUCCUAUGAUCGCCCCUGAUCCAGAGGAUCGGGUUGAACGAGACCCAAUAUCUUAUAUACCAGGCGCUUACACUGAGACUACUGAUGAGCGCAAGCCGGAAUCCAUUGUUUCUGCUUCGAGUCUCAAGUCUCUUCCAAAGCUUCGUGGUGAAAAUCCGUUCCAGCCUCGUACUGGCUUGCCCACAGGGUUUCCUGUUUUUUCCUCUUAUGACUAUGACCUUGAUAACGACGAUUUCGACCGUUCCUCCUCGUAUAGUCACUUGACCGACGAGUAUAAUGACGAUCACAAUUCCAGUGAAUAUUACGGUGACUUCUCCAAGUAUUAUCUCCACCGCAAUGAUGAUGCUCCAAAUGUUACUGGAUUUCACGAGAAAGCAACAGCUUCAAGGAAGGGGGACACGGCGAACAAAGAUCCCGACUCUGAUGAUGAGCAGGAUUAUGAAAUGGGCGACUCUCAAAUGCUUCCAAUGACGGAAAGCUUUGCUGAUUUGCAUGAUCCCCAUUUCCCUUCUGAUCACAGCCAUGAAGACGCCUUUGGCAACUCUUAUACGGAUCGCGGCUUUACAUAUCCUCCAAGUAUGCCCGCCUUUAAAUUCUCCACUAUUAACCACUCGUCCUCUGGUGUCAACUCUUCUUCCUCCAACGUGCAUGUUAAUUUUGUAAAUGGAGAACCUGUAUUCCCUCGUGCUGCUUCCAGCACUUAUAAGCCUGAAGCCGAUGCUGCUUCCAACCUCUCUACAAAGUCCUUUGUUAAUCAAGAAUAUGUCAUGCGUGGAAUUAAAUACAACGAGGCUAAAAUGCAGCGUGAGCGUGAUCAGCUGUCCGCCACUCCGCUUACUCAUAAAUUACCUAUUAAUCCGCUUGGUGCUGUUCCUGAACCUCAGCAUCACACUGCAUCGUCCUCUUCUUCGCCUUCCAGUUCAGAUGCUACGGAAGGUGGAUACAAGCGGGUCAACGACGAAAAGCCUGCUUCUCACGAGUCUCGAACCUCUUCCUAUCCUCAUUUGAAAGGAUUUCACCUUUCUCAUGAAACAGAUGUCCUCUAUGAAAACGCUACUGUCAGACCUAUCAACGUAUCUGUUGAAUCCCAACCCAAGCCGUCGUCAUUUCCUAGGGAGUCUCAAUCUAACCUUGCCUUCAAUACGGAUACAGCCGCCAACGAGGCCAUGCACCGAUCGUUCAUUCUGCAAGAUGAUGAUGUCGAUCCGACGACCAACAUGGAUUCCGCUGCUCAGUCAUCGUUGGAUCAUUCUGUCAAUACAGAGUCUUCUAGUCCUUCCUACUACCACGAUGGAAAACGUGUCCAUAAUAAUACUUUGACGCCUUACCCUUCAGUUUCUGAGGCAACUUCGAUGUCGUCGAUCAAGAGUAACGAUCUCCAACAACCGAAAGAGGCUUCUUGAACAAAAUGUUGAUUAUUUUGCUAGCAGCCUGUUGAUUAUUUAUUAGUUCUUGAAAUUUGCUUUAUUUUUUUUUGUUGCAUUAAUCACGAGUUUGUAUGGGAUAUAAAUUGGCUAGAAUAUUGUUUAUGAUUUUACUUUCAUUUACUUGUAAUCAAUGAAUUCAUUUUUUCUUUCAUCUAUGAAUCAUUCAAGCCCUGUAUCCUAUUGCUUUCCUUCUGCUCUCCUUCUUUAGUAGUAGUAUAAUACUCUUUAUAGCAAGCAUUAAAGAUCCUGCUUAUGUACAUUCUUACUCGGUUGUUUACAUGAUGGAAUUGAGUAUGCUAUACUUGUUUGAGUUCAAC